Closterium sp. Yama58-4 is the source of this 1929-nucleotide messenger RNA. The record is from the annotation of a GenBank genome assembly. Lineage: Eukaryota; Viridiplantae; Streptophyta; Zygnematophyceae; Desmidiales; Closteriaceae.
AUGGCCUCUCGUGUCUUGGUAUCUGGUCUUCCCCGGUCGCUCCCUCCCCUCCCCCCGGGGCCUGCCCCUACCUGCGUUCCUUGCGUCGAGGGGCGGCAGCGCGCCGCUCCUCACUCCUCCGAGUUUCCGCCGACAGAGGCUCCGCUGCAGACUCUUCACAUGGACGUGUGGGGCCCAGCCCGCGUCCGUGGACAGGGUCAUGAGCGUUACUUCCUGCUGGUGGUUGACGAUUACUCGCGUUACACCACAGUCUUCCCCUUGCGCCGCAAGGAUGAGGUUACUGAGGUGUUGAUCGACUGGAUCCGCGCUGCUCGUCUCCAGCUCAGGAAGAGUUUCGGCUCUGACUUUCCUGUUUUGCGUCUGCACUCCGACAGAGGUGGGGAGUUUUCCUCCGGCCCUCUGCGAGCCUUCUGUCGUGCGAGGGGCAUCCGCCAGACGUUCACGCUUCCGGCCUCUCCACAGCAAAAUGGGAUUGCUGAGCGCCGCAUUGGCAUGGUCAUGGACGUCGCUCGUACGUCCAUGAUCCAUGCGGCUGCUCCCCAUUUUCUGUGGCCGUUUGCGGUUCAGUACGCGGCGCGUCAGAUCAACCUUCAGCCCCGGGUCUCCAUGCCGGGGACCUCCCCCACUCUGCUGUGGACGGGGAAGGUUGGCGAUGCGUAUGCGUUCCGUGUCUGGGGCUCUCGGGCUUUUGUCCGGGACUUGUCUGCGGACAAGCUGUCCUCCCGUGCUGUUCCCUGCGUCUUCCUUGGCUUCCCCCCUGACGCGCCUGGUUGGCAGUUUUACCACCCCACCUCGCGCCGUGUUCUGUCCUCCCAGGACGUCACGUUUGACGAGUCGGUUCCGUACUACCGUCUCUUCCCCUACCGCACUGCCCCGCUCCCCCCCCCGCCGCUCUUCCUUACGCCAGCCUUUAAAAUCACUUCCGACACCUCUGGCCCACCCGAGGGGGGUGACGCUGCUGCUGGCGCCCCGUCGGCCUACCGCCGCGCACCACGCUUGGAGACCCCUCCGGGGUUCCCCCCGCGACCUUCUUCACCGCCUCUGCAGCCGGCUACUGUUGACUCUGGUGCUGCUGGGGGUGGUGCUCCUGGAGGUGCUGCGUCUGGGGGUGCGGAGUCUGGGGGUGCUGAGCCAGCACGUGAGGAGACUGGGGGUUCUGCGCCUGGGGGUGCCGUGUCUGUGGGUGCUGAGCGUGUGUGUGCGGAGUCUGGGGGUGCUGAGUCUGGCGGUGAGACGCUUGAGGGUACUGGGACUGCUGGUGCGCGGCCUACUUGGAGUGGCCGCCUUCGUCCGCGUGUGCCUCUCACCACUCAGCAGCUGCACGACUGGUACGGUCGCCGUCAGCGUCGCGCUGCUGGAGCCCGGGACUCUGCUGCUCGAGGUACUGGAGCUGCUGGGGCUGGGGGUGCUGCGUCUGGGGGUGCUGCUGCGGGAGACGCUGCGGUUGGAGACCCUGGGACUGGAGGUGCUGGUUCUGGGGGUGCUGCUGCGGGAGACGCUGCGGCUGGAGACCCUGAGACUGGAGGUGCUGGUUCUGGGGGUGCUGCUGCGGGAGACGCUGCGGUUGGAGACCCUGGGACUGGAGGUGCUGGUUCUGGAGGUGCUGCUGCGGGAGACGCUGCGGCUGGAGACCCUGGGACUGGAGGUGCUGGUUCUGGGGGUGCUGCUGCGGGAGACACUGCGGUUGGAGACCCUGGGACUGGAGGUGCUGGUUCUGGGGGUGCUGCUGCGGGAGACACUGCGGUUGGAGACCCUGGGACUGCAGGUGCCGGUUCUGGGGGUGCGGCUGCUGGUGACGCUGGUUCUGGAGCUGCUGGCGCUGGAGGUACCGGUUCUGAGGCUGGAGCUUCUGGAGCUGCUGGAGGCGCUGGCGCUGCUGGAGGUGCUGGCGCUGCUGGAGCUGCUGGAGCUGCCGGAGCUGACAGGUAG